This is a messenger RNA of Eupeodes corollae, 1028 nucleotides long. RefSeq names its product 40S ribosomal protein SA (gene sta). The coding region runs from base 121 to 957 and encodes 278 amino acids. The record is from RefSeq and is a predicted model, not a curated record. The transcript has 3 exons. Lineage: Eukaryota; Metazoa; Arthropoda; Insecta; Diptera; Syrphidae. Gene Ontology annotation, molecular function: structural constituent of ribosome. Gene Ontology annotation, cellular component: cytosolic small ribosomal subunit; 90S preribosome; ribosome. Gene Ontology annotation, biological process: cytoplasmic translation; ribosomal small subunit assembly.
UUUUCAUCGAACUUAACGAAAAAUGGACCCAACUCGAUGUGACAAAAUUGCCGCUCUGCCAUUUUAAUCUAGCUCCCAGUGGCAUACACAACGUUCUCGUAACUCUUAAUAAACGUUACAAUGUCGGGAGGUUUGGAUAUUUUAUCCCUUAAAGAGGAAGAUGUCACCAAGAUGUUGGCCGCAACCACCCAUUUAGGUAGUGAGAAUGUUAACUACCAAAUGGAGCAAUACGUCUUCAAGCGUCGUCCCGAUGGUGUUAACAUCAUCAACUUGGGCAAAACCUGGGAGAAGCUGAUGUUGGCUGCUCGUGCUAUUGCUGCCAUCGAGUACCCACAAGACGUCUACGUUAUCUCAUCUCGUCCCUUGGGUCAGCGUGCUGUCCUCAAGUUCGCCAAGUACACCGACACCGUACCAAUUGCUGGACGUUUCACCCCCGGUGCAUUCACCAAUCAGAUCCAAGCCGCUUUCCGCGAGCCUCGUCUGUUGGUUGUCACCGAUCCAUCAACUGACCACCAGCCAAUCAUUGAAGCUUCGUAUGUCAACAUCCCUGUCAUUGCUUUCUGCAACACUGACAGUCCAUUGCGUUAUGUUGAUAUCGCAAUCCCAUGCAACACCAAGUCCCCACACUCCAUUGGUUUGAUGUGGUGGUUCUUGGCCCGUGAAGUCCUCCGUCUGCGUGGAACCAUCUCACGCCAAUCCGAAUGGGGAGUUGUUGUAGAUCUGUUCUUCUACCGUGACCCAGAGGAGACAGAGAAGGAGGAAGCCGCAGCCAAGGAGUUGUUGCCAGCUCCAGCUAAGGUUGAUGAAGUCAUUGACAUUCCAGUUGAGGAAACCAACAACUGGGCCGAUGAGGUUGUUGCUGCUGAAACAGCUAUUGCUUCUUCUGCUACUGUUGGUGUUGAGGAUUGGGCUGACGAUAACGUCAAGACAUCCUGGGGUGGUGAUGGAAACUUCUAAACACGUGGAAACGCAGUGAUCUUGUUUCCGAACAAUUUUUACACGAAAUAAAGCAUUUCUUAGUAAAGUAA